AUGAUCUCCUCCAUGGAUCAUGACCCUGGAAUAGCUGCCUUAGUUCCUCUACUCUCUUACUGGUUGGAUGAAAUCUUUCAUCCAACUCUGCUGGUUUCCAUAAUAUGCAAUCAUCCUGCUGGAACACAUCCAUUGGCCCUCGUGCUCAUGUUGGUUGUUAAUUUCCUCAAGCUGUGGUCAGGUCAGUGGCAGUUUGUUGGGCUAGACAAGCCCAUCCGGAUCUUUAUGGGAGAGGGUAGUUUCUUCUGCUUCCUCUCUCCUGAGACAAAUGCCCAGGCCAUGGAAGUGUGGUUCUUUAAAGAUUACUUCUCUGACUUAGUCCACCUGUACCAAGAUGGUAAAGACAAGAAAGACAUGCAGAUGCCAGCCUAUCAAGGGAGAACAGAGCUGGUGAAGGACUUCAUUGUGGAUGGACAUGUGUUCCCGAGGUUGCAGAAAGUCACUCCCUCAGAUGCUGGCCUGUAUGGGUUCUGUUUCAGCUCCCAGACACAUGAACAGAAGGCCAUCUGGGAACUGCAGGUAGCAGUUCUGGGCUCAACUCCUCUCAUUUCUAUUAUGGGAUAUGUUGGUAGAGGCAUCCAGCUACUCUGUCAGUCCUCUGGUUGGUUAUCCCAGCCCAUAGUGAAGUGGAAAGACUCAGAAGGACUUGAACUACCUGCAGACUCCAAAGUGAAUAAAGACUCACAUGGUUGGUUUGAUGUGGAGACCUCUCUUGUGGUUCAAGAAAAUUCUGAGAUCAUAUCAUGUUCCAUGCUACUUGCUGACCAGGGUCCAGACAUGAAAUCCAGAAUAUUGAUAGACAUAGGCCUGCAGAGCCGCUGCUCUGUUCUGCCGGACUCUCCAUCCCUUGGACUGCGCCUGGCCACAGCCCCGCACCAGACCCACACUAAGCUGGGAUUCCCGCCCCUCGGCCACGCCGCCAGACCCAUAACUACCGGGAUCCCUGCCCCCUGGCCACACCAGAAACCAGGUGGGAACCGGUCUCACAGCUUGCCGGGAUACCCGCCCACCGGAGCCCACUGGUCUUCAGGCAAUGCUGAGCUCCAGCUAUGCGUGGGAUGA
Messenger RNA from Castor canadensis (American beaver), 1062 nucleotides. Lineage: Eukaryota; Metazoa; Chordata; Mammalia; Rodentia; Castoridae. The record is from RefSeq and is a predicted model, not a curated record.